UUUAUGCAGUUUGUGUUCGUCUCACUUUAGCGAAUUUAAUGUGAAUUAUGUAAAAUGAAAUACAAAAUGUGUAUCGUAAUUAAUGAAAUUAUAUCAUAAUAAAGAUUACUGUACAAAAAAUUCUUGUACAUCACUGUUAACCAUCACAAACAGUCAUGUCGACCAAAAGAGCUACAGAAAUAAAAGGCAAUGAGAUCGAUAAAAUCAAACGUCGUCAUAAACCUGACGACACUGUUAUUGCGACAGUGAUAAAUAGAAGUAGUGAAGAUACAAUACCCUAUAUAAAAAUGGAGGAAGAGGAUGAAUGCUCUGAAAAACCUACGGAUCUGUGUUUGCAAGGAAACUCUCACUUGAUGUCAAGUACAACAAGCAGUUUAGCUGACACACCUGGUGAUUCUGGUGUUUUGUGCCUUGAUAGCGAAGCUUCCGAAGCUACAAGUCAGGCCCUCAUGACCCACAGUCUUGUUGGUGCAGAGGAGUUAGCUUGCGAUAGUAUUUACGAUGCAUUACCUUCAUGUUCCCAAGACAUGAUCAAAAGCACCACCAGCAGUGUCAUGACCAACAGUGACAUAGAUAACCAAAAUGUAGGUCGCGAUGAUAUUGUUCCCGAAUUACUUGUUGAAACAAACAAAAAACCACCAGUGUAUGAAAAUUUACCUGAUGUGGUUUUAAAAGCUUUAGAAAGUGAAAAAGUCAGUACUGAAGAGGUAAGAAAGCCAGCAUUGAGGACUACUGAACCAAAGAAGUCAUUAUCAGAAGAUAUAGUGUAUAGGAGGAGAUGUAGAAAGAAGUCACAAAGUGGACCUAGUUCACAGAAGAAACGUGUUUCAUUUCAUGAAGACAUUCUUAAUAAUACUAAAACUGAUAACAUUCAUAUAGAGAGAGGCUUUAUAUCAUAUAGACCAGACAACUCACACUGUGAUAGAUUUAGACAGAAGAAUACAGUUGCUAAUGAUAGGUUUUCUUGGUGUGCCUCCGGUGACCAGGCUCCAAAAUUUGCAGCUGAUGUUGCUCAACAAACUAUGUCUGAUAUACUCGGUUAUGGUGAUUCUAAACAUGACAGAAGUGGUAUAUUUGAAUACUGUCAGCCUCGUGAAUCAAAUAAUGUUAAUACAAACAAAGAUAAAGACAAUAAUAAUGUGGCACCACGGAAUGGAAAGCUGUAUGGUUGUGAUUCUAAUAGCUCUGAUUCUAAUUUUAGCUGUGACUCUGAAUCAUCAUCAAGCGACUCCUCAUCAUCGCAUUCCAAUAAAACGGAAACAUCACCUGUUCACAGGAAAUGUGAUAAAACUCAAAAGUCUUAUUCAUGUGAUGAAUUUUCUAACAACGGUCAUGUUGCAUUUAUGAGGAAAACAUAUUUUUCUGAAGCAGAUAUAGACCAAAAUCAUGACAGAAUGAAGAAACCAUUAGAAGUGUCACAAAGUCCUAUAACAGUUAAGUCUGUUCUGAAAAAGAAACGUUACAUAACAACUAAUGUUGUUGAAGAAAGGAAACAAAAUAAUAAAGUUCUUAGUUUACUAGAUGCAAACAACAUCAUAGAUUCUCUUAAGAAUUUUUAUAGAAAUUUUAAUUUCAAUUUCAUUCCUGAAAAAGGUCUUCCAGAAACUAGUUUUGAAAUAAACAAUGUUGUUGAAGCUCUACCCUGUGAUGUAAAUCAAAACAGAAAUUUAUCUAAAAGCCUUGAUUCAGGAUUUCAAAUUGAUGAUGAUGAUGAUUUCGUCGAAAUCAAUCUCAAUCCACAACAAAAUGUAGAAAAGCCUAAACAAAUACCUAAUAGUUCUAAAAAUCCUGUUUCCGGAGAUAGAACUCCUAAUGAAGGGUCUCCCCGUCACAAACUUACAUUGAAUAUGAAGGCACAAACUGAUAAAAAACUAGGCAACAAAGCUGAUGCCUUCCCACCUUUAAGCAAAUACGUUGUUAACUGUGAGAGCACAGUUUAUGAACACAAAGGUGUAUCAUACAGUUAUGUUCAUGAUACAUUUCAAACAGCAUUUGAUGCACCUAAGGAAACAUUUGUCCCUAUACCUGAGACCACACCGGUUAUGGAAAUUGUUACAAGUGCAAGUAAGACUGAAUUAAAUAUGAAACAAGGUGAUGACACAUCUAGUAAAACAUCAACACCGAAGCGGCAGUUUAAUAAAAAUGUUCAAGACGAGACAGAACAAAAGAACGGCGUAUCAAAACACUUGUCCUCGCCAAAGAAACAAAACGUAAACAGAUAUAGUCGUAAAUUCGCCUCUACUGUACAAAAGAAUGAUGAUUCAACUCAGGCAAAUAGUGAUAACUGUUCGAAUACUGACAAUUCGACAUUAAAAGGUGCUGAUGAUUUUAACGAUGAAUUUUUCGAUAGUCCAGCAAACCAAAAACUACAAUCCAAUAAAUCGGCUCUACUCAAUAGGUACCUGAAGAAUGUUUGCCAAAAGAAGGACUUAGAACUUAAAAUUAGAAACAAUAAAUUCUUCCAAUUUAAAUUACGUAUGGAGAAAGAGUUUCCUAGCAUUAUAUAUCCUUUUAAAAAUGUGUCUGAUACAUUUCCUAUGUCCGCUGAGAGGAUGUCGCGUCUCAUAGACAAAGAGGUUGUGGAGAACAAAAGGCUUUCUGUGCGGUUGCUGACAGCCGACGAGCCUUCAUACUUUGAUAGCUUUGAAGACAACGUCGCCAUUGAAUGUAGCGAGAAACUGAGGCUGCAGCUAUUUUCAUAUCCUAAUGAAACAUUGAAUAGGAUGAUGAAAGUACAGUCAGCUUACAACAUGGACGAUGGUUCGUGGACACCGUUGUUAGUGUUCAUCACAGAUUACGCAUUAUACGUAGCAGAUCUCAAGCCCGGUGGUACGGAAUACGAACUUUUAUGUCGGCUACCUCACAAUGAACUGGAUGCUAUUGCGGUGGGUCCGGAAGCUCAGUACAUCCAAGUAAUAGACAUCGCUGGUAACAUAGCGUGUUCAGUUGUGACCGCGGAGGGUUCGCUGGGCGCUCGGCUGGCUUCCUCACUGGAAUGGAGCGCAAGAACCUCGCCACUGCGUAUAACUCGUCCUCCAGCGAUGCUGCCUCUAACAUGCAAACAACUCGCCGCCGCUGUUACAAGGAAACGACAUGAAAAACGGAUUCCAGAGAUCCUGUACUACGGGCGGGCGUGUUCGGGUGACGCGGGGGACAGGCUGAUUGAAGCCCCGGGGGCGUUCGCGCCGCCGCUGGAGGGCUACCUGAUGUGCAGGACAGAUAAGAGCAGGCGAUUUGAGCCUAGCUACUUCUUACUGAGAGCGGGCGUGCUCCACUGGGGUCCGCACUCACCUGACGGCUCCCCCUUGCCGCACAACAUCGCGCUCCGCUCAGUAGUGGGUGUGCGACGUCACGUGGACUCUACACGUCGGCCUCAUUGCUUCGAGAUAGCAUUAGGAGAUGCAAGCCGGCUGCUACUGGCAGCACCGGAUGAUCCCACCGCGUCCUCAUGGUUGCAGUCCUUGUUACUGCAUGCAGCACAGGCAUUAGAAGAGAAGGACGGCGCUAAGAAGGCAGAGCCCCGGUCUGGCGCGCCGCCGCCCGCCUGCACCGUGCUGGUCACCGCGCACGAGGUGGUCAGUGUCCGCGACACGCUGGACUCCGCCUUCGUAGCCGGCGCGGCCGCGUACCUCAAGGAUAGAGGCUCUGAUGCACUACUCAAAGAGUACAUAGAAGAUAUGAGAACGGACAUUGAAAUAUUGGCUUGCGGAUUCAUCAAAAAUCUCACGGCGUUUAAGAUUCCUGAUACAGACGAGAAUUGGUGCUGUUUGGAGUGGAGUGUGUGCGAAGCUCGCGAGCGCGGCGCGGGGCUGGCGCUGGUGCUGGCCAGCGGCGCGGAGCUGGAGCGGCUCAUCGCAGCGCUGGAGCUCGCCUACUGCAGCCUCACUAGCGAGCCGUUCCCUCUGAGCGUGGUGGAGGCUUGUAAGUCAGCGUGCAGCGUCGCUCACACCAAGUACGAGGCGGCCUGGGCGCACAUGCUGCCCGCACAGCACUAACCCGCCUUAUACCUGCGCAAGACAAGGUAAUACAUUACCAAGACAACACGUAUGAGACAAAAAUAUUACCAAGACAACUAAAAUGUAUAAGGCAUCACCAAGACAGGUAAGACAAGGAUUUUACCAAGACAUGAACGUGCGCACACCUUUGACUGUUUAGUCUUGCGUUGAUUCCUAUGAGAUUAUACGUAGGUGUGCUCAUUACUCCAUUUUUAGUUGUGAAACUAAACAUAUAAACAACAGAUAAAUUUGCUGCAAAGUUAUCGACAAUCGCAUCACAGUUGUGCGAUAAUUUAGUCAAAAGGUGUGCACCUGCUCUUAAGCAUAAGACAUAAAUGUAAAAAAAAGUUAAUGUAGGCGAAACAGAUAUUAUCCAAUUAAUGCAAUAACUAGAAUCAGAUUUAGAUUUAAAUCAUUAAUAAUCAAUUGAUGUUACAAUUUCUAAUCGAUGUUACAAAUGCUAAUGGAUAUUACAAUUUCUAAUGAAUGUUACAAUUUUAAAUGGAUGUUACAUUUUAUAAUCGAUGUAACACUGUACAUGGUGAAUGUCGGUAGCUACAUAUAAUUGUUUUUCAAUGGAUUAGUAAAAAAAAGCCUUAAACAUGACUUGUAAAUUCUCGUAAUAUGACAAUUUAUGGCAAUAUGAAGUGACUAAGAUCAUGGAAUUUUGCCACUUUAUUGUGACUAUAGCUUCGUUAUAAUAAUACUCAAUAAUCGCAUAAUAUCUUGUAUAUUGUAUGCCAAUCCCCUGUUAAACAGAGGCCAAGUGUUGAGCACAAUUUACUGUUAUUCUUAAUAACUAAACUGUUACAACGGAAUUGCACGGAAUCCAUAUAUAAGAAAAUUAUAAAGGCCUAAUACCGCGUAACAUCAUGUUAAAAUACUACAUUCAAAAAGAAAUAUCAAUAAUUUGUAUAAAACCUCAGAAAUAUGGCAAAAAGUAAGUUAGUAACUUCACUUAUGGUAAAAAAAAACUGUUUCACAAAAAUUUGAUUAUAUCUUAGAUUGCAAAAGUAUUUUAGUUCUGCGAUAUUUAAAAAUACAUCUGUCAAUUUGAACGUCAUAGAUUAAAAAAGUCUUUAUACUCUGUGUAAUUUCGUUGUAACGUUCGCUUUUUAAUAUAAGGAAUAAUAAUUAUAGUACGAUAAAAGCUAUAUAAGGUAUGUCUGUGUAUUUAGAUAGGCGGUUGGAACAUUUUCGUAGUGUUAGGUCACAAUAACAAUAAUUUCUAUUGAUUUUUUAAUUAAUGAUUUAUAAACAAUUCGAUUAUUUUAAUGAGUAUGUGUUCCCAAUGUUAUUUAUUAUUGUUUUAUUGUGAUAUAUUUUAGUUUUAUAAAUGAAUUCUUUAUAUUAUCGAAAUAUAGGUAAAAUACCCAGGAUUUAAGAUUAUAUCUUUUAAUAAAUCUAGUUUAGCAUUGAUGAAAUAAUAUUUGCUGUUUUAUAGGCCCAGUUUGCAUUAUUCCAGUUCGAAACUAGAGCUGGAAUCGUUCUAUGGACUGGAAUAAUGAAUAUUAAUAAAUAACUUUGUUUACUAUACAAUACUUUACUAUUAAAUUUAAGAAAAGGAAAUCAAUACUUUCUUAACAUUUGUGUUGUGUAUUAAAAAGAAAACGAUACUUCUUAAUAAUAAAUCAGUUACCUUCAAUGCCCUAUAUUGAUCUCGGCAACGCGUAGACUGUUAAUAUCGAAUAAGUACCUAUUAAUUUAAGUUUUUCUAUAGCUUUGUAGUAUUUAAAUAGUAAUAUGUAUUCCACAAUUACAUCACAAUUUAGUAUUUAGGGUCAUCGCAUAUUUGACAAAUACGUAUACGUUCUUACGCGCGUAUGUAACGUAUACGUUUUGCGAUGAAGGCAAAAUAUCAGAAACAUGAUAUCCACUGCUGUAAGACGCGUUUACAAAAUCAUAAAAGAAUGAUAAGGAUUGGCAAUAUCUUUACGCUCAUACGGCAGUGGAAACCAACUGUUUAUAUUGUAUAUAUUGAUAGUGCUUUACUGCUUUGGAUGAUUCUUAUAUUAAUGUCACAAUAGAUGAAAAGGUUAUUUCCCGCUCUUUCUUAAAGGAUUUGAUAGAAUUCUAGAUACUUUUGGAAGUAUUUGAUAUUUUUCUUUGUUAACUUCAUUAAGGUUAUGUGGUCGUUCAAGUGGAUGGAAAAUGAACAAGUUCACUCGAAAGUUUUGAAGCAAUAAGACUGCUUUGAGUGAUAGUCGCUGGCUUGGCUUGGAUAUUUUAAAAUUGAUACGAACAUAUGUUCUCGGAGCCUUUUGUAGCUUUAUUAUUUUAAAGCUAAUUUUAAUGGUUUCGUUGUUUUUAUUAUUGACUAUAGCCGUUCUUAUAUAAUAGGCUCGUUUAGUAAUAGACAUUUUCGAUUUUUAAUGUUCAAUUGAUUACGAAUUUUUCCUAUCGUAUUGUUAUCUAAAUGAGCCUAUCAUAUUUUGAUGGCUUUAUUUUUUGGUAUUAUUGCUUGUUUGGGCAGAUUGUUGUUAUCAGGUGGGAUUGUGGUUGCAAUAUUUGGUAAGGACUUUAUCGGGCUGGAGCACAAGCACUGCCUCUUGUUUUCAGUUGAGUUAAGACUACCGUAACAGUCGCAAAAACAUGUUAAUUUUUUGGUAGUGUGAACUCAUAGAAACACAUGCGUUCAAUUUUGUUAGCUAAAAGCUUCUUUGAAUCGUUUUUAAUGCAUAUUUUUAUGUUUAGAACAAUUAUUUUAUUCUCGUUUUCAUACUAAAAUCAAUCUACAUCAGGUAUCGUGUAUUUGUAUUAUCAGGCUGUUGUAAAGGCCAUGUGAUAUUAAUGUAUGUCUAGGAUAGGAUAUUGAAUCGAGCGUGCCUCAGAAGCCGGACCUUAUCCUUUGUCUUAAGGUUCAAUUUUGUAAAUCAUAACCUUUGAUUCCUUUACCAUCAGUUUCUUGCAUAAUAGAAUUGAAUAAUCUUAAGAAUACAUUUUUUUAUACUUUUUUUACUAUUUUCUUUUUUUAAAUGGUUGUAUAUGUGUACUUAAUAAUAAAAUA
This is a messenger RNA of Papilio polytes (common Mormon), 7002 nucleotides long. RefSeq lists its product as uncharacterized. Gene Ontology annotation, molecular function: kinesin binding. Gene Ontology annotation, biological process: Golgi organization; regulation of protein localization; positive regulation of membrane tubulation. The transcript is spliced from 9 exons. The record is from RefSeq and is a predicted model, not a curated record. Gene Ontology annotation, cellular component: endosome membrane. Lineage: Eukaryota; Metazoa; Arthropoda; Insecta; Lepidoptera; Papilionidae. The coding region runs from base 156 to 3995 and encodes 1279 amino acids.